GAACCCGCGAGCCGGCCGGAGACUCCAGAAAGAGAGCCGCUUGCAGAGCGGGCGGGGCAACCCAUCGCCACUUCGGAGAAAGGAAAGGGCCGGGGUUGCUUGGCUCGCGGGUAGGUCGAGAAGCUCGCGAGGCGGGGCUCCGGCAGCCGCACACCGAAGCAGGCAGGUUGGGGCAGUUGCACCCCGUCACAUUUCGUCGCGGGAGGCGAGCGCUCCGCAAGAAGCCGCCUUCCUGAUCGGGAGGUGGGAGCCUCCGCCGCGUUCUCCCUGCGAAGGAAACGCGGGGCGCCUACCGGGCCGGGCGUGUGAGACCUGGCACUUGGUCGCCGGUCCAAGUCCCUGCCGAACUGCUCCUAGGAUGAGAUCAUAUUUUUCUAGAAAAACCAGAGGAGGAAAAAAUAUGCAGAAUCUCUGAAAAGUGAGCUAUGCCCUCUUCUGGAGUUGUUCAAAAGUAGGGCCAUGAAUCUGAAACUAAUAUUUGUAUCUGUACUGGCAUUUGGAGUAGCAGGUCUAAUUGUCUUCACAUAUCUGCAAACCUGCAUUGAAGAUCAACAUACAGGAUCUGAAGAAAAAAUGCAACUGCAGAGGAUUAAUCAGGAUUUUGGAAGCUACUCUACUGAGGAAUCUGAAAAAACAAGAGAAAAUUGGAUUGCAGGAAAGUAUUUUCACAAAGAGAGUAAAGCUUUGAUUGAGGGUGAAGGUUAUCAGGAGCCCAAUCAUUUUGAGAACAGAACAGAAGAUUCUUUGACUACUAAUUUUUCUGAAGACCCACAGAAGGUUCUUAAACAGCUCAGAGAAAUGAAUUUUUCCUCCAAUAAGCAUUAUUUAACUAAAUUCUUUAAUAGGAAGAAUAACUGGAAAGCCACCAAUGAGAUACAAGAGAGGCGGAAAUAUUUACUUCGUGAUAUUUGCCAAAAAUAUGGUAACAGAACCCAAAUUCCACUUGUGCACAUGGUCUCUAGAAUAUAUGUGGAAGAUAAAUACAAGCUCUUGUAUUGUGAGGUUCCUAAAGCGGGUUGUUCCAACUGGAAAAGGAUUCUGAUGAUACUUGGUGGUCUCGCAAAAUCUGCUGCUAAUAUUUCCCAUAAUAGCGUACACUAUGGAGAUCAUCUGAAGAAACUAGAUAGUUAUAAUAUAAAAGAGAUACAAAAGCGUUUAAAAACAUAUACCAAAAUUAUAUUUGUCCGUGAUCCAAUGGAAAGGUUGGUAUCUGCUUUUCGGGAUAAGUUUGAACAUCCAAACAUUUAUUAUCAUCCUGUAUUUGGGAAGGCAAUUAUUAAGAAAUACAGACCUAAUGCAGAUAAAAAGGCAUUGACAACUGGCUCAGGAGUGAAGUUUAAAGAAUUUAUACAAUAUCUAUUAGAUCCCUAUCGGCCACUAAGUAUGGAUACACAUUGGGAGCAAAUCAACAAACUUUGUUAUCCUUGUGAUAUCGAUUAUAAUUUUAUUGGCAAAUUUGAAACUCUGGAAAAAGACGCCAAUUACUUUUUGAAACUAAUAAAUGCUCCAGAUGAGCUCCUUUUCCCUCAUUUCAAAGACAGACACUCCACAGACAAAAGAACCAAUUCAGAAGUUGUAAGGAAAUAUUUGUCAGAAAUUCCUGCUACGGAGAGGCUGCAGGUUUAUGGCUUUUAUUACCUGGAUUAUUUAAUGUUUAACUAUACUGCACCAUAUGAGGCUUUCCAAUUUGAUGUAAUGCAUAAUCAGCCUUACCUAUAACUUAUGAAAAAGAAGUAUAUUUUUUUAAAUGGAGAAGCUUUUGAUUUGUUAAAAUUUUCAUAAAUGUAAGUGCCUAAAAUUUAGGAAAUAACAUAUUGCACUGUAAUGCCUGGCAACAAUAAUUUCAUAUUAGAAAAUUCUAGAACAUAAUGCAAUAUAAUUAAGAGGUAUUAAAACAAUUGUGUUUUAUUGUAUUUAUUCCACUGCUGCAAAUGCAUUUUUCUACAUUCCAGGGAACAGCAGUUAAAAGCUGGAUUUAUAAAUCUGAGAUAAGUUUUUUUUAUUAUCAAUCAAAUAAGGAAAUAUUAAAGUAGAAUCAAUAUGUGGGUUCUCAGAUAAAUGUAUGCAAUGGUUCAGCAUUAGCUUAUCUACCUGAAAAGCUCAUUUCUGUCUGGACAGAUAGUGCUUGGAAAUAAUAUAUACUCCAACUACUGAUUUUCCUACUGAUUUUUUUUUAUUAUUGGCCAGAAUUGUAGAUAAAAGCACACUAAAAAUAAAAAUAAAUAGUAAAUAGUUUACUAGAUAAUAAAAUACCUAGCUUCACUAUUGUAAUAUCAACUAUAAGACAAACAAUUCUUCAUUGUACACCUCAACCUUCAUAAUUUUGACAACAAUUUGAACACAUCUUUAUAUACAUCUUUAAUUACAUCUUUAAAUGCAUCUUUAUUAAAUACACCUUUAAAUAUUAAAUACAUCUUUAAAUACACCUUUAACAUUUAUUUAUUUCGUAUAUAAAUUCUUCAUAUUUUUAAUUGUAUACAUUCCUUGUUUGAUAUCAGUUACUCCAAAUAUAAGUUGUUUUACAAUAUUGCUUACUAAGAUCCAUUUCAUUAUCUGCACAAUUCUUUGCCAUCCUUGUAUUUAUUGCUGCAGGAUCAGAUAAUGUCACUUCAAUUUGUUUAGAAUGCAUUUUAAGCAUUUUUAAGUUCUUAAAUUAAUGUUUCAUAAUAAGGUGUCCUAUAUUUCAUAAAUGAAGGCAAAUAUAUGUGUCCCAGGAUAAUGUUGCAGUAUCUAAUCUGGGUUGGUCACCAGGAUUGUAGGUUUAGUCUUCCAAGUUUUAAAACUCAGGCACACUUUGGGCGCACAUUCUGGUGAGAGAGAAGGUCCCUGAGGUUGGGCUCCAGCAUGGGUCCAAAAGCAUGGAAGACUAAACUUACGGUAAUUGUGACUGACCUAUUUUUUAGCAUUGUUUCUAACUUAAGAAAUUCGAUAGAACUGGUAGUUAACUUUUUAUGCAAUUCAGCGAAUUGGCUGAAUAGCAUGCCUUGCCCCUCUCCUCCCAGCCACUUCAAAAUAAGCACAACAUGGAAGGCUUCCAUACUAGGAAAUAAGCCCAAUCAACACCUCUAUCUUCACCAAAAUAGAGUGACCUGUCAUCACGUCUUUUCAAGCACAGCCUCUCUUCCAAACAAUCCUAUGUAUAAGAUAAGCAAUGCACACUGAACUGAUCUGGAAGAGGAGGAGGGAGAAGGCGGCGGAUUUGAGCUACCUGAGCGGGCAUGAGUGAUCAGUUUGGUGCAACUGCCCUCUGUACAAGCAGUGCCUGACCGGAGUGUGGGAUUGUCCAGCGACCAAUCGAAAUUCAUUAUCUCAAAGGGUAAAAGCAACUGAGCAUCCGCAUCGCUUCCAGGCACUUCUCCACCAUUUGGGAUCUUCCCCCUUAGCCUUAAUUAGGGACAAGGUGAGAAAGGGCUGGGAGGGGAGGGCCAAAGGAAAGCCGGGUGAAGCGAGAUACCCCUUGACACGAGUAACAUUGAGUUGGCCAUGACCACCCAGUCACAUGACCACCCAGUCAAGCCUAUAGCUGGUCAUUAGGGCAGAGAACAGACAUUAGGACAGAGUUGUUAAAUUAUUUGAAUCCCACCACUGAUCCCAAACCCUAUUGUCCCACACACUUCAGCUCUAUCUCACUUGAAUUUAUUCUUGUAUCUUAAUAAUUAUCUUUAUUUCUUUGAAAUUAAUGAAUUCUGUGGGGAGGGGGGAGAACAUGACUGUUGAUUAUACAAAAGAAUUCUUCUUUCACUUCUUACAGCUCAUUCUAAUAAGAGUUGCAUUUUGUCAAAUACAAGCACAAAUUUGCCUUACUUUAAUAUGAAUAAGAACAAAGGUUUGUGGGAUGAAAACACAUGUGGCUACCAUGCUAACCAAUACUCAAAUCAGGAAUUCAGAAAAGGGCUGUGCGUAUACAACAUGCUGAAACACAAAGUAGCUAAUUGUAUUUCAAUUUAGUGUGUUGUAUAAAUCCUUCAUGUAAUUAGUGGUCAGCAUCUUGGAUGAAUCUAGCAAAUAAGAUUAAUUGAUUAAGCGUUGUUAAAUAAAUUAUGGACAAAUAAUACAGUUUAUGAAUGAUAGCUAAUUACGUAGCAUGGACAGUCCAGGAAACAAGCAGUUAUUUACAGUGCUGGAGGCAUGAGAUUCAAGAAUGAUGCUACCUCAACCUAAAUAUGAUUGAUCACUGCUCCAUGUCAGACUGCAAGGUGAAUGAAGGGGGAAAAUUCUGAAUACAAAUCUCAAGCCACACAGCAGAAUCUAUGACCUAAAACCCAAACCUUUCUCCCUGUAGGAUUUACCGACUUUGUUUUGAAGGGUCUUGUCUGAUUUUCAGUGAAUCUGCCAAAGGGUUCUUUCAGUACAUUGUAGACCUAUUGAUUUACUCAUUUUACAACAUGUAUAGCCUGCUCUAGUCUAAACAUUUUCUGAUAAAAAGAUAACUAAACUCAAGAAAAGAUAAUACAUGAAAGCACAUAUGGGUAAUAAAAAUAAUCAGUAAAAAUCUAAUACAUCAUAGUGUAAUUCAAUUCAACUAACCUGGAAUAAUAGUGCUUUGACUAUCAUUUGAAAUGCCUUUAGAGGGAGCUUGUACCUCCAAGGAAAGACACCUCAUAACAAGGGGCUAGCAAGUCACCCAGCCCAUCCCUCAUGAGCGUUCUGAAGUGAUGACAUUAAGCACUUUCUAGAUCAGGGGUCUCCAACCUUGGCAGCUUUAAGCCUGGAGGACUUCAACUCCCAGAAUUCCCCAGACAGCAAAGCUGCCUUGAAGUCCACCAGGCUUAAAUGGAUUAAAUGGAUUCUGGUUUGGUCUAGAUGACCAAACCAGAAGAGCACAUUUGCCGUGAGCAUUCUCUAGGUGAGCAUUCUCUAGGAGAGCUUUCAAGGUAACCGUCAAAUGAAUUGAGCCACAGAGCCUAAUUCAAUUAAGGAGAUGACUUCAAAAUUGUUGUUAUUCAUACCUGACUGGAUUGACCCAUGGAUUGGCUAGUCGCAAUUAAGUGUAACUAACCCACUGUAGCUUCCAUGUCAUCUCCCAAUUGCAGCCCUACAUAUAGAAAAGGGGUCUCCAACCAUGGCAACUUUAAGACUGGCGGACUUCAGCUCCCAGAAUUCCCCAGCCAGCAAAGCUGCUUUGAAAUCUGCCAGGCUUAAAGCUGCCAAGGUUGGAGACCCCUGUUCUAGAUGACCAAACCAGAAGAGAGCAUCUACUGUGAGCAUUCUCUGGGCCAUGAAGAGCUUUCAAGGUAACAAUCAACAGUUUGAAUUGAGCCACAGAGCCUAAUUCAACUAAGGAGAUGACUUCAAAAUUGUUGUUAUUCCUACCUGACUGGAUUGACCCAUGGAUGCCUAGUCGUAAUUAAGUGUAACUAACCCACUGUAGCUUCCAUGUCAUAUCUCAAUUGCAGCCCUACAUAUAGAGCAGGGGUCUCCAACCGUGGCGACUUUAAGACUGGCAGACUUCAGCUCCCAGAAUUCCUCACCGAGCUUUGCUGGGAGUUGAAGUCCGCAAGUUUUAUAGUUGCCAAGGUUGGAGACCCCUGAUAGAGAGCAUUGCAGGGAUUGAGCUGGAUUGUAAUCAGGAGACAAGUUACAAGUCAGGAAUGUUCCUUGACCAGGAAAGUUUAAAAUUAGUUCGCUAGCCAAGUCUGGGUGAAGGUUCCUGGGCAAUAGCUUUCACCCUCUGUUUAAUCAUCUCUACUUAAUCCUCCCAUCCAUCAAUCCCUGAGACCCAAUACAAUACUCCCAUUUCCCAAGAGCUUCUUGGCCUCCACAUUCUGUCUUAAAAGACUUCCUUCCAUGCCUUCUUUAGCCUUCUUCAUCUUUCGGGGGUGGGGUGGAUGAUGGAACUGUUAUUUUUCUUACCAGUUAAUAUUCUUCUUCAAGCCUGUCUAAUAUUUUGGGGAGCCAAGGUUAAUCUUGGCAACCAUCAAUACUCAACAGCUGCCAGAAACUGUUCUCCAACAGCAGCUGGGUUUCAGCAGCAGUAAUUUACCACAGUUCCUUGAGUUACUCAGUUCUUAUUCUUUUGUGCUUGGCAUGUUCUAUCCCUAACCUGUCUGCUCAAUCCAACUAAAAUGAAAUGUUCCUUACCUGUAUAAAAUGAAGCCAAAGAUACAACUGUAGCCUCUGCCUCUCAUUCUGGACACAUUUUCUGAUUUAGAAAGCACAUCAAAUUUAGAGUGGUGAUUUCUAACAUAGUGAAAAUCUGGAAUGGUUCUGAAUGAGAUAGUACAUAAUUUUAUUCUCUUUUUUUUUUGUAAAUUUGCGAAUUGAUGAAAGGUAAUCAUUGUAAAUGGUUUUCAUGCCUAAUAAGUUUACAAGUUGUAUAUAAAAUAAAUAAAGGUUGCUUAAGCUAUUCGGAUAAUAAUGGCUGCUUUUCUUGGAUACUUAGAAUAGAAUAGAAUAGAAUAGAAUAGAAUAGAAUAGAAUAGAAUAGAAUAGAAUAGAAUAGAAUAGAAUAGAAUAGAAUAGAAUUUUAUUGGCCAAGUGUGAUUGGACACACAAGGAAUUUGUCUUGGUGCAUAGACUCUCAGUAUACAUUAAAAAAAAGAUACCUUCAUCAAGGUACAACACUUACAACACUUAAUGAUAGUCAUAGGGUACAAAUUUAACACUUAAUGAUACAACACUUAAUGAUAGUCAUAGGGUACAAAUAAGCAAUCAGGAAACAAUAUCAAUAUAGAUCAUAAGGAUACCAGCCAGAAAGUUACAGUCAUACAGUUAUAAGUGGAAGUGGGUGGGUGAUGGGAACGAUGAGAAGAUUAAUAGUGCAGAUUUAGUAAAUAGUUUGACAGUGUUGAGGGAAUUAUAAUAAUAUUAUAAUAAUAAUUAUAAUAUAAUAAUUAUAAUAAUAAGAUAUACUUAUUUCCAAAAUCAUGUCAAAUUAAUGUAAUCCAGAUAUGAUCCUAAAAGAGAACUUAUUCUAAUGAUGCUUAUGUUCUUUCAUGGAAGAAAUUUGUUUGGGUUUCAGGAGUUAAAGAAAAAACAAUGGAGGCAAUUUCCAUUUUUCUAUUUGAAGCAUCUUUUUUUUCUCUCCUUGUUUCGUCUGCCUUGAGAUUUCUGGAGGAAGAUCAUCUAUCUCUUGCAAGUAGUCUACUAUAAAUAGCUCCUUUGCAAUGAAAGACUGGAAUUAAACUUAGAAUCUCAUGUGACUCAAAGGCUGCAGGUUGUCCAUCUUUACCAAAGUGAUUCACACUCCUACAAGGAUAUUCUGUACAGUUUUCUGACAUUACAACAGUUUUCAGAAAUGAGAAGUUUUGUUUAAUAUCGCUUAGCUUCAAUUUGCAGCUUCCGAAAAUUUUCAGGUGACUUUAUCUUACUUAGCUAGAACAUGAUGGCCAACUAGGAUAUUGAUAAGGUUGAACACAAUAACAGUUUCAGAAGAAGUUUUAAAUUUCUUUAAAUCUUUGUGAAUUUUUUACUCAAGUUUGGGAAAUUUUUACUCAACAUUCAUCUUCAUCAACAACUAUGAUCAUAAACCAAUGAUCGCCUGCUUGAAGAAAAUUCAGCAUUCUUCUCUAAAAUAUGAAUAAAUAUGAGGCUUACCACAUCACAGGGCUAGAAUGUUUACAGCAAAGUUGAAUUGCUUUCUGCUCCUGCAGAAGUAGAUUUUAUUUAGGUCAGUUCAGAAAAAUAAAUGUUGGCACAGAUCUCAUGGCAAUAAAUGCAUUUCACAAAACAACAUGUUCUGGGAAUGGCUUUCUUUUUAUGUUGCUCCCCUAUUUAAAUUCCCCCUUUUGUAAUUUCUCUUUGUUCGUUUCCUCUUCUUUCAACUUUAUUCUUUGCUCCCCACAUUCUUGGCAGCAAGUUUAAGCAGACCAGAUUUCCAACUCAAGGGAAUGUAGAUCUGAAUAACAAUGAUUUGAGAUGAAGAUAGCAUGAGAUUCCAUGGAGUGUUCCUUACUUGUUCUUGAAAACUGCAUUACUCCUCAAAAUUGUUCCAAGCUAAGAAUACUCUCUACAUAGGCUUAUUAUUAAAGUAUAGCCAAAUUGGUGCAAAGGAUGGAUCUAUUUUAUAAAAUGUACUAAUUAAAUAAUUUUGUAAGAAUGUCAUUUCAAGUUUUAAAUAUGGUGUUUAUCUCCAACUGAUAUCACAACAGGAAGAAGACAACAUUUAUAUCACAUUUGUGUUAUUUUCAAAUAAUGAAAGAACAUUUGAUUGAAUUUGGAUUAGUUUCAAGAUCAUUAGUUGAGAAGAGUUAUUAGAGUUAUAUAAAACAUAGCAGACUGGUAAUUACACCAGACUUUAAAAACCUAGCUAUCUACUUUAAAUCUACAAAGAAGAUGAAUGGACUGAUUUUUCUUUUUUAAGUCAGAAGUGGCUAUUAACCACAGUCUUUUCUGUACGCUAAAAACCUUAGAAAUUAGAUGGGCUUUAGAAGUCCAUAUCAGGCUUUUUUUUAAAAAAAUGCAUUUCAGCAUAAACUAAUACUGAGGAAUUGCCAAGUCAGUCAAAUUUAAGAAGAGAAACACAUUUGUAAAACAUUUUCCAUACAAAUAUUUUAAAACCUGAGAGUUACGUGCAGAAGCCUAGUGCAAAGCAGCUACCAAUUCACUUUCAGUUCUGUUUUUCUUUCAGAAGAUUUUUUUUUUUGCCAGAGAAAACAAGAUCUUCCAGAAUACAUUCACACUAAACUAUCCAUUUUCUUUCUGCCAAAUUUUUUUCUACUGGCUGAGUUGUGUUGGUAUGCUGAAUGAGGGGAGCUGGGCACCUGUCAUUCAGAAUCAGCAGUUCAUUCGUGGACAUUCUGUUUGCGUUUAUUAGAUAAUAACUAAAUGUAUUGGCUUGGAAAGAAACAAUGAGUUUCUUUUUGUGGUAGUGAAAAAUCCAGGAUUUGUCAUCCAAUCCUCUGAUACAAAGCCAGUGUUUUAAGUUUAAUAUUAAAGGGUAUCCUAAAUAAAACAUGGACAUGAUAUGAGCCAAGUUUUUUCAACCAUUUGGACUCUUAACUUCCACAGUCCACUUGGUUUAAGUGGUGAUCCAACACAUUUUGAGAGCAUCAAGGUUAGAAUUAGUGGAAUGAAUGAUGGUUUCAUUUACUUCUUUAAGUAGUUCUUGACGUACUUCCUAAGAGAAAUGAGGCCAAGUGAAUAUUGUCAGAAAAGUGCCGGUGAAAAAUAUUUGAGGCUCUUUAGUCAUUCACUGAUUCCUAGGCUUGUUUGUCAUGUUGUUUCUGAUAAUAGUCCAGAUCAGAGGUGGGUUUCAGCAGGUUCUAACCAGUUCUGGAGAACCGGUAGUGGAAAUUUUGAGGAGUUCAGAGAAUCAGUAGUAAAAAUUCUGACUGGCCCCGCCCCUAUCUAUUCUCUGCCUCCCAAGUCCCAGCUGAUUGGGAGGAAAUGGGGAUUUUGCAGUAUCGUUCCUCUGCCACGCCCACCAAGCCACACCCAAAGAACUGGUAGUAAAAAAAAUUUGAAACCCACCACUGCGUUCCACCAGAAGCCCUAGUAAAAAAAAGGACAGAAGUCUUCAAAUGACAAGCAGAAGUUGAGUUUAUGUGCUACCUUAAGCCUCUGUUUAUUAAAUUUCUUGAAUAAGUUACAAUUUGCUAGGUUCCCAAAUGGCACAAAAGUGAAAACCAAAUCAAGUACCAAAUAAGAUGUAUAAAUAAGGUGUAAAUUCAAACAGUAUCUCUUUUUAAUGGAAAAUGCCUUAUACAUUGCAGUCCUUCCUGUUAGCCCUGCUGUUUUGUGCUAACACUUUACAGAUAUUUUUAGCAGAUGAAUAUUAUCAUCUAUAACUCAACAGAAGUUGUGGGGGUGUUUAAACAAUUUGAGUGUGUGAAGGGCCUUUCUUCCUUGCUUCCCAGUAUAGGACUCUCUUCUAACCCUUUUCCUGCUGGAUGAGGCAGUGUGAGUGGUAAAGAGAAUCUUCUGUAUGGAAUUGAGGAGAUAUCUAGCCAUAAUAACAUUAUUAUUUAUGCCUUAUUUAUUUAUGCUUUAUUUAUUUAUGCCGUAUGCCACCAAGCUUGAAAUUUUGAACCUGGACAAGCUAGAACUAUGCCGCCUACGGUCUGACCUAAGCUUAGUAACAAAAUUGUCUGCUACAACGUCAUACCUGUCAAUGACUUCUUCAGCUUCAACUGCAA
Messenger RNA from Ahaetulla prasina, 10076 nucleotides. It is a transcript of the gene CHST9, whose product is annotated as carbohydrate sulfotransferase 9. Gene Ontology annotation, molecular function: sulfotransferase activity. The transcript has 4 exons. Lineage: Eukaryota; Metazoa; Chordata; Lepidosauria; Squamata; Colubridae. Bases 460 to 1719 code for a protein of 419 amino acids. Gene Ontology annotation, biological process: carbohydrate biosynthetic process; proteoglycan biosynthetic process. Gene Ontology annotation, cellular component: membrane. The record is from RefSeq and is a predicted model, not a curated record.